AUGGGUAAUUCCGUAGCUAAUGCAACCAAACCAGAAACAUCAUCGGUUGUUAAUAACACUGCAAAACUAACUUCCUUCGUUUAUAAAGACCUAGUCUUGCAUGUACAAGUCAUUCAACAACAAACGAUUGAAGUAGCGAAAUAUAUUGAUGAUCAAUGCAAAACCGAUGAAAAAAUACGACAAAAAUUGAAAUCACGUUCAUUCAUAUUUGUUGAUCCUUAUGGAAACCAAACAACGCAUAAGUAUUUAGAUCAUGAAAUGAUGAAUACAAUAUUUAGCAAGUACAAAAAAAAUUAUGUUCCGAAAUAUUUACAAAAAUGGAUAAAACUUGGAAAAAUCAAUGAAACCGGUAUUUCACCAUUGAAUGAAAAUGAACUGAAAUCGUCAGUAUCCGAACAUGAUGAUGGUUAUCGAUUUGUUACAUGUGGCGAAGUCAACAUAUCCAUUAUAUAUCGAGAAGACGUACGACCUCAAGCAUUAUUACUACCAGUUUUACUGACAGACAACUUAGCAAAGAUUAAAAAACAAAUCCAGGAACUUACAAAACUGAAAACUAUGCAAUUAAAAUCGCUGCUUUUAAAAGAAAAUUGUCCAAUGAUUACAGCAUCCUGGAAUGAAGGUAAAACACUCAACUCUAAUGUCACUGUCUUGUCAUCUAAAUUGUAUGAAAACAAUUGUAUCAUUAUGGUUAAACUAUUGGAAGAGAGCGCGUCUACAGAAUCCAGUUCCAAUUUUGAUAUCUUUGCAAAAACUCUUACUGGAAAGACGAUCACGAUUGAAGUGAAUUCUUCCAUGGAUAUAUCUACUGUCAAACAACUGAUUCAAGAUCAAGAUGGUAUUCCUCCAGAUCAGCAACGUUUAAUAUUUGCUGGAAGUCAACUAGAAGACGAGCGAACUCUCUCACACUAUAAGAUCCAAAAGGAAAGUACGCUUCACUUAGUAUUACGUUUGCGCGGUGGUAUGUUUCAUUUUACAAGUGGGCGACAUAAUUUCGAUGAAUUACCAUCCGCACAAGCUGAAGCAAUAAGAAACGUUCUUGUAUUCAAAUUUGAGCAUAUUGAUCAUUUUGAAAAUUUGGCACUGCCUGAUCUACAAAAUUCCGUUUUACGAUCACAAGCCUUACUCUUAGAAUUACCCUCUGAAAUUAAACACUAUUCGGCGCCCCACGAUGUUCCAAAUUUUAAAAAUAUGAUAUUGCCAAAUGUUUCUGAUGAUGAAGAUGAAGAUAGUUAUGAUUUUCUCGAUGAUUAA
Messenger RNA from Rotaria socialis, 1251 nucleotides. NCBI's taxonomy places the organism in Eukaryota, Metazoa, Rotifera, Eurotatoria, Philodinida, Philodinidae. The record is from the annotation of a GenBank genome assembly.